GCCCUGGUGACGGCGGUGGCGGCGGCGCGGCGGCGACAUGGCCAUUGUCUCAGAGGAUGACUUUCAUCACAGUUCGAACUCCACCUACAGAACCACAAGCAGCUCUCUCCAAGCUGACCAGGAGGCACUGCUUGAGAAGCUGCUGGACCACCCUCCUCCUGGCCUAAAGAGGCCUGAGGACCGCUUCAAUGGCGCCUACAUCAUCUUCUUCUGCCUGGGCAUUGGAAGUCUACUGCCAUGGAACUUUUUUGUCACUGCCAAGGAGUACUGGAUGUUCAAGCUUCGCAACUCCUCUUGCUCAGCCACAGGGGAAGACCCUGAAGACUCAGACAUCCUGAACUACUUUGAGAACUACCUUGUCAUCGCCUCCACCGUGCCCUCCGUGCUGUGCCUCGUGGCCACCUUCCUGCUUGUCAACAGGGUUGCAGUCCAUGUCCGUGUCCUGGCCUCACUGACCAUCACACUGGCCAUCUUCGUGGUGAUAAUUGUGCUGGUGAAGGUGGACACCUCCUCCUGGACCCGCAGCUUCUUUGCCAUCACCAUCGUCUGCAUGGUGAUCCUCAGUGGCACCAAUACUGUCUUCAGCAGCAGCAUCUAUGGCAUGACUGGCUCCUUCCCUAUGAGGAAUUCCCAGGCACUGAUAUCAGGAGGAGCCAUGGGUGGGACCAUCUCCGCCGUGGCCUUGCUGUUGGACCUGGCAGCAUCCAGCAACAUAACGGACAGUGCCCUGGCCUUCUUCCUGACGGGAACCAUCUUCGUCGUGCUCUGCAUGGGACUCUACCUGCUGCUGUCCAGGCUGGAGUAUGCCAGGUACUACAUGAGGCCUCUUCGUCCGGCCCACGUGUUUUCUGGUGAAGGGGAGCCACCCCCGGACUCCCCCAACAGUCCUUUGGUGGCCCCUAGAUCCAGCAACUCCCACACGCCACCCCUCCGCCCCAUCCUGAAGAAGACCUCCGGCCUGGGCUUCUGUAUUGUCUACCUCUUCUGCAUCUCCAGCCUCAUCUUCCCCGCCAUCUCCGCCAACAUCGAGUCCGUCGACAAGGGCUCGGGCUCGCCGUGGACCACCAAGUUCUUUGUCCCACUCACCACCUUCCUCAUAUACAACUUUGCUGACCUGUGUGGCCGGCAGAUCACAGCCUGGAUCCAGCUGCCAGGGCCCAAGAGUAAGGUACUCCCUGGGCUGGUGCUUCUCCGGACCUGCCUCAUCCCCCUCUUCAUGUUCUGUAACUACCAGCCCCGUGUCCACCUGAGGACAGUGGUCUUCACAUCCGACAUCUACCCCAUACUCUUCAUCACCCUGCUGGGGCUCAGUAACGGCUACCUCAGCACCCUGGCUCUCAUUUAUGGGCCCAAGAUUGUGCCCAGGGAGCUGGCCGAGGCCACAGGCAUGGUGAUGGCCUUUUAUGUGAACCUGGGCCUGGUGCUGGGCUCAGCCUGCUCUGCCCUGCUGGCGCACCUAAUCUAGGAAGGGUUAGACACUGACAUUGACACUGCGUGCUGCUGGGGAGCCUCUAGGAUGGGAGGGAGUGCAAGAGGGCUCAGGUGGCAUGGAGGAAGGGACUGGAGUUCUGCCUGGUGCAGAGAGCGGGGCACACUCGGCCUCAUCUCUCCAGACGCUAGUGAGCUGUGUCCAUGCCCAUCCCGUGCAAGGCAGAGACAUUCCAAAUACUUUAAAGCAACACUCCUGAGACAUUUGUAGAAGACAGUUACAAAGUGGGGGACGCACCGUCAGAGCUGAUGGUUGACAUUCCACGCUUCCUUACAGCCCCUUAGACAUACAUAUGUCACCAUGCUCCACUCUGAGGCAUUACAAGGCUGGCACCAAAACCCAGCCACAGGCACUUUGUAUCUCCUGGCCUUGCUCCUUCUGGCUGACAGGAAGAUGUGAGAGAAAUCAGAGCCCUCCUUUCCCUGAGGGGAUCCCCUGGAAUGGAGGUCCCCCUGGGAUGGCCAGUCCUCAGCCCCAAGACCCAAGCCUAUGCAGACCCCUUUGUUCUGUGGGCAAGAGAGCACACACCCACUCACCAAACUGGGAAACCCAAAAAGACAGGCCUUCCACAGACCGUAGAUCCCUAAACCUGGGCUCCAGAGGGCCUCCUGGUACUGGGGACCGAGCAUGUCAGGCCUGGGUUUUCAAACAAGGAUCCUUAUAGCCUGGUGGUCUAUGGCCUGGGUCAGGGCGGGGAUCUCGUAAUGUCCAUGUUUACAAUAUGUCAAGGCCAUUGGUUCAAGGGCAUAAUAAAUAAGGCUUGCGUAUUCAACGUAAGCCUUAUUGGUGUCUGUAUUAUCCAGGGUCUUGGCAGGAAACAGCAUGCUUAGACUAAUAAUUUGAGGAUAUUUUAAGAGCAAACGUAGGAACCCCAAGGUUAUGUAUUCGAUCCAGGAACUAGUAAUAGGCUGUUCCAUCCCAAGCCUCAAGGGAGGAGA
Cynocephalus volans (Philippine flying lemur) is the source of this 2427-nucleotide messenger RNA. It is a transcript of the gene SLC29A3, whose product is annotated as solute carrier family 29 member 3. Lineage: Eukaryota; Metazoa; Chordata; Mammalia; Dermoptera; Cynocephalidae. Gene Ontology annotation, biological process: nucleoside transmembrane transport. The record is from RefSeq and is a predicted model, not a curated record. Bases 38 to 1465 code for a protein of 475 amino acids. The transcript is spliced from 6 exons. Gene Ontology annotation, molecular function: nucleoside transmembrane transporter activity. Gene Ontology annotation, cellular component: Golgi apparatus; plasma membrane.